This is a messenger RNA of Polychytrium aggregatum, 1306 nucleotides long. Its product is annotated as Pyruvate/Phosphoenolpyruvate kinase-like domain-containing protein. The coding region runs from base 132 to 1121 and encodes 329 amino acids. The transcript is spliced from 13 exons. NCBI's taxonomy places the organism in Eukaryota, Fungi, Chytridiomycota, Chytridiomycetes, Polychytriales. The record is from RefSeq and is a predicted model, not a curated record. Gene Ontology annotation, biological process: oxaloacetate metabolic process. Gene Ontology annotation, molecular function: catalytic activity; magnesium ion binding.
GGGUGCUCUUCGUCGAUCGUCCAGGCCGCCGCUUCUUCUUCGACUUGUCCGGCGCCACCCAUCUCGCCCCCCGUCUUUCGUGCUGGUCCGUCGCCGUCGCUGCGAUCUCUCCCAGCUCAUCCUCACCGCAAAUGUUUCCCAAACUCGCCUCCGUCUCGUCCGUCGUCCGAUGCUCGCUGCGUGUCGUUGCCCCAGCCCAAGCCCUCCGAGCUUUUACGUCUUCGGCAUCGGCCCUGGAAAGCCCCAAGACCGCUAACAAGCAAGAGCGACCGAGACGCACUCUGUUCUACAUCCCCGGCAGCGAGGAGCGCAAGCUCAAUAGCUCGCUCAAGCUGAAGGCCGACUGUCUCGUCUACGAUCUCGAGGAUGGCGUCGCUGUCAACCGCAAGGGUGCUGCUCGCCAGCAAGUGUUCAAUGCUUUUCAGACCUUUGACGUCGGACGCGCAGAGAAGGCUGUGCGCAUCAAUGCCGUUGGAUCUGGUCUGGAGAUUGACGAUUUGAACGUUGUGCUCCGAUCGAAAAACUUGCAAGCCCUGGUGAUCCCCAAGGUUCAGUCAGCUCGGGACGUCGAGUUCAUCUCGAGAAUGAUUGACAGCGUGGCUCCCGAGUCCAACCGCGCUUCCAUUCGACUGCUGCCCUGUGUCGAGAGCGCCCUCGGCGUCAUCAAUGUCAAGGAAAUCGCGACUGCCGAUCCUCGAAUCGAUGGCAUUAUCUUUGCCUCGGAAGAUUACUGCGCCGACACCGGCCUCCUGCGCACCCCCUCGCGCAAGGAGAUGCUCUAUGCUCGUCAAGCCGUCGUCACCGCCGCCUGUGCCUUUGGGCUGCAAUCGAUCGACAUUGUGUGCCAGGACUACAAGAGCGAAAACAUUCUCACUGAAGAAUGCCAGGAAGGGCGAGAGUUUGGAUUCACUGGCAAGCAGGCCAUCCAUCCUGCCCAGGUGGAGACCAUCCACAAGAUCUUUUCGCCCACGGAGAAAGAAAUCGAGCGAGCGACCAAAAUCAUGGAGGGAUACAACGAGCAUCUGCAAAAGGGAAUCGGCGCCUUUGUCCUGGACGGCAAGAUGAUCGACAUGCCUGUCGUCAAGUGGGCCCAGCGCUUGCUCGCUCGAGCCCAAGUUUGAGCUAUGAGUCACGCAGCGAUAGCCAUGCAUCGGCACGCAUUUGACUGCCAAAUACUGUCUGUGGUCCAGCUGGAUGUCGCUCCCCCCAUUGCUAUCCAAUCCUUGGCCGACGAACGAUGUAAUACAAAUGACCGCACAUGCCAUAGAAAUGAUGUGGCAAGGCGGGCUUGCCGCGAGGUCUCGAA